This is a messenger RNA of Scomber japonicus (chub mackerel), 2226 nucleotides long. RefSeq names its product guanine nucleotide binding protein (G protein) alpha v1 (gene gnav1). The transcript has 9 exons. The record is from RefSeq and is a predicted model, not a curated record. Gene Ontology annotation, cellular component: heterotrimeric G-protein complex. Bases 358 to 1443 code for a protein of 361 amino acids. NCBI's taxonomy places the organism in Eukaryota, Metazoa, Chordata, Actinopteri, Scombriformes, Scombridae. Gene Ontology annotation, biological process: Rho protein signal transduction; adenylate cyclase-modulating G protein-coupled receptor signaling pathway. Gene Ontology annotation, molecular function: G protein-coupled receptor binding; G-protein beta/gamma-subunit complex binding; GTPase activity.
AACCACUGUGGCGCACAGUGAUAUAAUACUUUGGUGUUUUCACGGCGGUGGACAGUCCCAUUAAAAUCUGCGCCUGACACGGGAAAUAAAACACUUGGAGCGAUGCGUAAAAUCACUUUUGUCCGGACGCGCACGGUUUAACCCGCAAGCUGCGACUUUUGAAGGAUGUUUCGGAGAUGGCCUGAACUUUUUUUUUCUCCCCCACUAACUCUUCUCUUCUGCACCCUGCGGUUUUAGGAGCAGUAGGAGGACUCGGGGCAUGCUGCGCGUAGAAACGAGCUCGGGUUGAUCCCAGUCUGGAUUUCCCUACUUUUGUUUUCCUGUGUUCCCGGGUCAGGGAGGAGAUGAAAGCUCAGGAUGGGACUGUGCCUCGGUACCGAAGUUACAGAGGAGGAGAAGAAGGCGAGGAUACACAGUGCCAAGAUAGACAGAGACCUGUACGAGUACGCCAAACGGGACAUGAAUGUGGUUAAAAUACUCCUACUAGGUGCAGCAGAGAGCGGCAAAAGCACUUUGGUCAAACAGAUGAAGAUCAUCCACAGCAAUGGAUUCACCAAGCAAGAGCUCACCAGCUUCAAGCCUGCAGUACUGGAUAACCUCUUGACCUCCAUGAAGUUUGUACUCCACGGUAUGGGCGUCCUUCGCAUCAACCUGGCUAACAGCAGGAACAAGGUUCACGCCCAUUCUGUCCUGUCUUGCGGGCGAUGUUUUGAUGAGGAACAGGUGCUGUUUCCUUUUCUGAGCCAUGCCCUGUCCUAUCUGUGGGCCGACCAGGGGGUGAGGGCCGCGGUGGCCCGGGGAUUCGAGUAUGAGCUCAAUGACUCAGCGCUGUAUUUCUUCGAGAACAUGAGCCGCAUCACGUCACCAGACUACGUGCCCACGGAGACAGAUGUUCUGCGAGUACGACUGAGGACAACAGGCGUGAUAGAGACCCAGUUCAAAGUCAACCACCUCAUUUUCAGGAUGUACGACGUUGGAGGCCAGCGCACUGAGCGGAGGAAGUGGAUUGGAUGUUUCGAGGACGUCAGGGCAGUGCUUUUCGUGGUGUCGCUAAGCGGUUACGAUAUGACCUUGGUGGAAGACCCCGCCAUGAAUCGUCUGCAGGAGAGCUUGAAGCUGUUCUCCUCCAUCUGCAACAACGUCUUCUUCCGCAGCACAUCCAUGAUUUUAUUCAUGAACAAGAUAGACCUCUUUCAAGACAAGAUUCUACACUCUGGGCGACACCUGAGGUUAUACCUGCCACAGUUUAAAGGUGCGGACUGUGACGUGGAUUCGGCCGCCCGAUUCAUCGCCGCCACCUUCGUCUCGCUCAACGCCACGCCCAGCAAACUCAUCUACCAUCAUUUCACCACGGCGACCGACACCUCCAACGUCCAGGUAGUCUUCCAGGUCGUUAUGGACACGAUAAUCAAAGAGAACCUGGAGGCAGUGUCGCUCCUGUAGCCGCCGCAGACUGACACCUCGCUGGACAGUCGGUGCCUGUCGACCUUUGGAUGUGACACAACAGACACUUUUUUAAAAAAAGACUAAAUAGCCAAAAAGGCAUCGAACAGAACAUGAAGAUCAUCUCAUCCAAACUCAUUCUCUCUUUUCUCUCAUAUAAGGUGCUGCUUUGGCAUUCUGAUGCUCCUCUCCACUGUUGCAUUUCAUCUUCUGUGAUGCUUUCUGUCUAUAAAAACUGCAACACUUGAUUUCAUGUAGCUUUGAAAAAAAAACAUUGAAGGAGAAGACCUCUCAGCUAUUUUUUGUCUUUGGGGUUGUGUCCUAAAGUUUGAAAUUCUUGUAUUGAGGAUGAUGGGCAUUUAUAUUUUUGUACUGUACCUUAAAACCCAAAUCAGACUAUGAACAGUGAUACUUCUUUUUUGAAAGCUUGAAAUACAAUCAUGCCAUUUUGCCUGUGUGGGAAGGACACAGAGGGAGUGACGAUUUACUGUUUGUCCGUUAAGUCCUCUGUGUAGGAUUCACUCAUGCAUACCAUUGCAUGUUUUCCACUCAUCCAUCACAGUGUCUCCGCUGUGUACAUCCUGUGCGUCACACCCUCCUAAUGAGCCGGUGAUCACUGUAAAAGCACCCCAGUUUGUGUUUACUCGUCAUCCACACUCCAUUCAUUUUAAUCUGCGCCUUUGCUUGUUCACCUGAUGCUCACCAGUCAUUGAUGACGCUGGAAACCUGCAAUAAUAAUUAGAAAUGGGAAAUAUGUAUAUAAAGAAACUUACAAAUGAUAUC